AUGCUCAUCCCAUGUAUUGCGGUGGUUCAGUGGAUUAUGCAUUAUUGGAUUAUUAAUAAGAGACGAUCUUAGAAACUCCCGAGUGGCCCCUAUCGGGGCAACCUUAGGAUCUCUUCUAAAAACCUUUUUACCAAGCCCACAUAGAGGCUACUCAAGCUUGCAAAAAGUGGUGGUCAGACCCCACUCCCCCUAUAAGUAGACGUCCCUAUAGAGGUCCCUUAUGAAACCCCGUACAGGGACCCCUCCACAGUUUCUCAGCUCAACAAUCGUACACACUGACGGAACAUUUUCACCUUGUAUCUAAUUCCGGUAAAUGCGCCAUUUAUAAGGGGGCUUAUACUUAUGGCGCACUGUAGGCUUGUUUCUAUUCUGAAUAAAAGUUUAUUAUGAUUUCUAGUUGGAGGAAAUAAGGGACGCGGAACAUGCGUGCCGCCUGAAGAACAAGGUAUGUUGUAUUCACGGCAUCGAAUGAAAUCAUUCAAAUAUUUUUUUUUCAGAAAGUUUCCGAGAGGGUCAGCAAAAAAAUUAAAAAAUGGGCGGACGUAAGUUUAUUCACUUCAGCAAUAUUAUAUGAUUUGGUCGAAAAAUUUUUUAAGCUUCUUUCUGUACCUGCAACCAUUCCUUCUAAACUUUUAUUAUUUGUAGGCCUGAAUACUUGUUUCUUUCAUUUUUUCGGAGUUAAAAUCACCAAUUUCGGUUUUUUUUUCAGCAUAUGCUUUUCGUCCAUAACGUUAUAAAGCAAUACAAUGAUGCCAAGGAAAUCCUUGAAACGUUCAUUGAAACGGUUUGUGACACGUUUUGCGGAAAAUAAACUUGAAGUCUCAUUUACAGAGUGAAGAGAACGAACUUUUUUCUCAGACUAAGGUAAUUUUCUUUGAAAGAAAAACGGUUAUAAGAAAUAAAAAAAUGUUUUUGGAAUAGGACAUCGUUUCAAAGAAAAUGUCUUUCGAAAAAUAUUUCAUUGGUUAGUUUUUUCUUAAUUUUUAAACACGCUGUCUCUGUAAUUCUCAAAAAUUUCUCAAAAACAGCGGGUACAGAAAAAAAAAAUGUUUUGAUUCCAAUGAAGUUUCAACCAGUGUUAUCAUAUGACGUCAGGAUUGCGGACACGAUUUUUUGAACCAUUUCCUCCAACCAUAAUCGUGUUACGGUAGGCAGGUGGUUUGAGAGGUAACUUUAACGGCAAACAACUAUUGUGAGUAGGGUGACCAUAAAACCGAAAUCGCGAACACAAAAAACACCGUAUCUCGAAAAAUUCUACAGUAACCCAAGAUGAGAUUUAUUGGAAAAAUUUCUAAAAUUGCAUUACCUAUCGACUGGUAUACGAUUUGCCUAGAGAAAAUUCGUCAAGUCUUCGAUACGCAGGUGACAUCCUGCCUACCGUAACCCGUUUAUGGUUAGAGGAAAUGGCUCCAAAAUCGUGUCCGCGAUCCUGACGUCAUAUGAUAUCACUGUUUUUUAUUUCAUUGAAAUCAAAACAUAAUUUUUUUGUACUUCUUGAUUUUAAGAAUUCACGGCGUUUUUUCUGGACUCCACUCUCAUAUUUUUUCUACAAAGUUUAGUGGGUCGUGUGCAUACACUGCGGCUCUCUGGCACACGCUGCGUUCAACGUACUCAAAAGAAAUACGGCAGACCAGCGCGCAUGUCAAAAAACAAACGGCAGGUCAGCGCGGACGCCUCAAUUUAAAGAGAAUGGCAAACUUGGGGUGACCAGACUCGUACUCGUCAAUGAGGCGUAGUUUUUCGAAAUAUUUAAUUUUUUUUUUGAACAAACUUUUAAAACAUUUUUCAAUUUUCCCAGUUAUUAAAAAAAGAUCUCCUGAAAUUUUGAGCAAAAAUGACCGAUUGAAACACUAGGUAGCGCUCUUUCCGCGUUAUAUGUGGGUCUUAACACGAUUUACGCUGAAGUUUCUUUGGAGUCUACCGGAUUGCAUCAAAAUGAGCUCAGUACAAAAUUUCAAACCUUUUGCCACGAGAAACUAUCAAUUAGGAUAUCGAAAAAGUCCAGAAAUACGAGAUUAUGAACAAAUUCUCCCUUUUGUUCUAAGAGUUUCAAGUGAAUUUUGAAACAAUUUUUUGACCUUCCCAUCUCUGCAAGAUCCAAAAAUUACAUGAGAGAAGUUUCAUUCAGAAAAACGAACACUGGAAUUUCUCAGGCCGGGAAAUGCACCUCGAAGUGGAGAAUUUUGAAAAAAAACGAAAAAAUUUCAUAUUUUUUUUCACAGGCAAAAUGCAUUUUUUCAGUGAUAUGCGCAUAAGAAACGUUUUAAGAAAAAAAUACCUUUCACUUUCGAAAAAAAGAAAAACUGAGUUUAUGAAUUUUUUUCAUUUUUCACUCGAUUUUGAGGUCGCCAGCUUCGGCGCUUCGAUGGUCAACUGCACCACUUAAAACUUGAAGACGGGAAUUUUUUUCUGAACUAAACAAGACCUGAUUGAUCAUUUUAUCAAAUAAAAUUUCUAGGGUCCUCUACUCAGCAGAGCUGAAAAACGGAAAAGCUGGGUGAAAAAUAAAAAAGUCCAAAAAUCGAAAAUUUGAAAAUUAAAAUUUUUCAAGUUUUCGCUUUAUACUUUCUACUGUCCUAAGUUGAAAACAAGUUGGUUUUAGUACAUCAAGAACAAAAACUCAACUGAAAUCAAACUCUCAAUGAAUUUAUGGAUUUUUGAAGUUUUGGCCGAUUUCAAGUUGGACGCGUUCUUUGAGAUGGUGAUGUACUACGACACUCAAAACUUGAAUAUAGGGAUAUUUUUUUCGAACACCCAAGACCUCAAUACGUCGAUUAAAAAAAAUAAAAAUCAAGGCCAUCGGGGGUCCCCGUUUUAGUAGAGCUCAAAAACUUCGAAAAUCGUCAAUUAUCCACUUUCAGUGAUUUUUUUCCACAAGAAGAAAAAUUUUUUCAGAGUAGUUUCCAACAUGAAAAAUGUUCCAAAUGACGUGUUCUUUGCGUUACAGUUGGUUUGAACCGAUUUGCUGGACCAGGAAAAAAGUUAGCUUUUUACGGUAUUUUCUCUACCAUAACCCUGAAAGUGAGCGGAGCCUGUCGAAACCGGGUGUCAUGUGUUAAAAAAGUUGCAUAGUAUAUGUGACAUGAAUUUCAGCUCGAAAAAACAAACUUGAAACUUCUUGUGCCAAAGUAUAUUCGAAAAUCUCAGAGAACGUGUGUUAAUUAGAAAUAGAUUUGUUUUGUGACCCAUUGAUGUGCCUUUAAUAUUAUCUGUUUCUUACGCCUUUUUUCCAUAAAGACACAUGGGAACGGCGGAGAUUCCGACCACGCCCCAUUAAAUUUUGGUUUUGCAUUUUUUUUUCCACUGACAAAAACGCCGUGAAUAACAGAGAAAGCGUGUUGAACCUGCAGUGAAGAGUCAAUUAUGAGGUAUAGUAGUAUUGGUUACAAACUUGAAACUACAGUAGUUUGCCGAAGAUUUCGAAGAUAGUGAAAAUGGGGAUUUCAGGUUGAUGCCUCCGACGCUAUAAGGAAGACCGAAAUCUGUGAGAUGGCCUGGCGGGAGUUUGUUGUCGAAAAGAAAAUAUUGGGAGAGAGCUUCUUUAAAAACUAUGAGAGAGUUAUUAGAAAAAUAAUUUUUUUUUAAAUAGCUUUUAACUUUCAGUAUUGCCCGAAAAGCGACCAAAAAGUCUUCGAAGAACUGAGGGUAAGUCUACUCCAUGAGCUUUUCAAUUCUAGUCGAAUCAGAAACCUUUUUUUUCGACGUAUAAAUUCGACGUAUUUUUCGACGUGAAAAGUGGGACGGUUUUCCAAAAAUAUCUAGAAAAUGACUGCUUUUCUCUCAAGUUUCGAAGGCUAAGCUCCCAUGUUUUGAACAUAGAACUUUUUAGAACUUUUGAAAACUUUUUGAACCAGCCGGGCUGGCCUGUUGCAACGCGGUCGAAAAUUUGCCACUUUUCGAACAUUUUUGUCUUGAAGUUUUCACAGUGAGUAAAUGGGGAAGUGAGUGAUCGAAAAUUUGUUUUUUAGGAAAGUUAUGUGAUGUAAUUUAUGGAAUGAGGUAAAAAAACUUUGCUAUUGCUAGAGACCGUUAAGCCACGCUCCUUUUCGCAAUGGUGAAAUGCACUGGUUUUUUCAGAUUUUGUGUUUGAUGUUUCCGUAAGCGCGCAGUACUGAACUGAAAACGGGGAAAAUUGGCGGAACUAUCAAACAAAAAAAAAGAAAACGUUCCUUCACAAUCUCAUACACUGCGUUCAAUAAGGAUAGGACCCCCCUUGAUUUUGGACUUUCCGGCAGAAUACGAAAAGAUAUGAAAAAGCUGUAAGUGCCAUUCGAUUCAGAGUACAAAAUAACCCCCAGAGGCAAACUUUCAUUAUCCUAGCACUUUUCCUACGAAAAUUCCAUCGAAAAAACGAGUUUUCGACCGUUAAAGAAUGAUAGGACCACCUGGAAAUUUUGACUUUCAUUGGUCGUUUUUUGGUCAAUUUCUUUUCUUGAUGAGUGGUUUUUUUGUUCUCAUAUUAUUUGUUUCCAAGUUUUCUACUGUUUUCCUUUCAUAUAUUCCAGGUUCAAAAAUAUUUUAUAUCGAAAAUAGGGAAAACUUUUCUUUCUGCAUGUAGUCGGAAUGGCGAUGUACUUUUUUUUUGAGAAUUCGCGAAGGUGCUAUGAACAUAAUUCAUCAACAAGAAAUCUAAAAAAAAUUUAUUUACUACGUACAAUGCCGAGAAAAGGUGAAGUCGAGGGGGUCCUAUCCUUAUUGAACGCAGUGUAUACUUUUACUCGAUUUUCGAAGCGUAGCGGCAGAGUGUCGUAAAAAAAAACGGAAACGGCUUUUUUGAUUCGAAAUUUUAACUUAGUUUCAAGUCGAAUGCGCAGUUUUUCAUUUUAUUUUCUAGGUGCGAAAUAAUAUUUUGAGAUAAAAAACUUAAAAUUCCUGCGUAGCCUAAUCUUGUGAGGUCGCGCAAAGUUGAAAAAAACUUAUACAAAUUCCAGGGCAUGUUAGUGAAAUCUUUCAUUUUGAACUCACAGAAAAAAUACUUAUUUACUUUGAUACUUUGAUGGUUCGUCUUCGCUGAUGAUCUUCUUACUAUGGCCGAGUUUUCCCCCUAGUCAGCGCGAACAACACGUCCUCCAUGCGUCCCGGUCUCUGGCGACGGUCAUCCAGUGGCGUCCAUGACGGCUGUUGUUCUUCUUGAAUUGGUCUGCCCAUCGGGUUGCUGGUCGUUCACGGGUGCGCCUCGCGUUUCUGGGAAUCCAAGACGUUACUCUUGUGCUUCAACGGUCGUCGGUUCUUCUGAUAACGAGUCCUGCCCAUCGGUGUUUUCCGCGGCUGAUAUGCUUCUCGAGAUCUCUGAUUUCAGAUAUUUGCCGAAGGUCUGUGCUUCUCUGGUUUUGUUUCCAUUGUGGGUAGCGGGUGGUGCCGAGAAAAGCUCUUUUCAGUGCGCGGUAUGCAGUUCUCAGGGCGGCGGCGGUCUUCUUGGUGUCUGGCCAAUCUUCGGAACCGUAGGACAGGGCGGGGAUGACUGAUACUUCGAAAAUGUGAGCACGGAUCUUUGGGUCCUUGAUUUGACUCGUGACUUCCCGGAUGUUGUUCAAGGCUGCCCAACAUGCUCUUCUGCGUCUUCCGAAUUCAGUCGUCAGGACGUUAAAUACGUUGACUUCUUUUCCGAGGUAGACGUAGGAGUCGACUUUGUAAGUUAUCGCCUUCGAGUGUCACGGGGCAUUAAUCUCGACGCUGUCGAACGCUUUUUUGUAACCGACUUUCCGUGUAAUUUCUUCACUCGAAGUGGUAGCUCUCUCAAUCGGCCGAGGCUACCCUAGAGUGUACACUGCUUCCGUGCCCGAGCCCCACCAUCUCCGCCGUGCCCGUACCCGCGAAACUGAGGGAUCUCCUCGUGGAAGAGCGAGGAGAAGGACCGUAAAACCAUUCUUUCAAAUCAAUCGGCUACACGUUUUGACUUCUUUUUCGCCAAAGGCGGUGUUAGUGCCGCUCAAAAGAGCAAUUUUUUCACCGCCUAGUCGAUUCUGACUAAAACAACCAAUAAAUAUUGAUUAUUGAUGACGAAGUCUAUUUUAAGAGGGAGUUUGUAUUCCCGAAGUAGUUCCACCACUUGCGUCAAGGUGUGAAUGUGGUCUAUGCAACAGAAGUUCCGGCAGAAUCCGACUUGCGAGACCGGUUGGAAGUCGUCGAGCUUUUUCUCCAGUCGGUUUAGUAUCUUCAGGAUUAUAAUUGUUUUUGAUACCUUUCAUUGUACCGCGAUUGAAACUUCCUUCAGUAUGCAGAGAAGUGCUUGGCGAAGAGGUUGUUCAGGGCGUCUACUCCUGACUUCAGCAGAGGUGGUGAUGUCCGUUCCUCCUCGCUGGUGCCACUGGAUAUUUCCACUUCUGGGUAAAUCAUUCGCGGACACCUCUAAUAGCCCUGACAAGGCGUUCGGAGUAACUUCAUAUGUACACGACCACCACUGCCACAGAAAAAAUGCUAACUAAAAUUUCAUUAAAACAAAUCUCAUUUUUCCGGUCGAAUGCACUUAUGUUUAUUUUUAAAUUAUAAUAUUCAUUCGAUUUUCAAUCAAUUAAAAAAAUAAAAUGAAAAUGUUUGCGUAGCCUAGAAGUUUAUUGAUCUAUAGUUAGGGACCGCAGACGAAUUUUCAAAAAAAUUUUUUCAGCAUUGAGCUUUGUAUGGUUUGAUAGCUGUUUUGAUUCAAAACUCAGAACCGUUUAGUUUUUCGAAAAAGAUUGAGGAUGAAAAAAGUUAUGACGAAAAAAAUAUGGCGCGCCGCGCACCAUUUUUCAGUACUGAAAUUUUUGGUAUUAUCCAUUUUUGACAUUUUUUUCUCGAUUUUUUUCUUCUAGAACAAGUUUUUGAUACUGGUCUAUUAUGAUGUAACAAAUCAUAAUAGAGUGCUAAAAUGAUGCUCAUCAGCUAGUUUGCCGAAAAAGUCGGUAUUUUUCCAGAAAACAAAAACUGACGCUUGCGGGCAUCGAACUCGCGACCUCAAAAUGAAAGUUCGCAGCGCACGCGCUGCGCUAAGCUGUUAGGUCUAGCGAAGGGAGUUUCCAUCCGCCAUACCCUUGAGCCGUUUGAAUAGCACAGAUUGCCUAUUUCAAAAAGAAAAAAACUUGAAGUAAUUUAGCUAUUUUUUUAUCAGAAUAUGUUCGCAAAUCUCUACUCAAACUUUUUCGUAGAAAUUUACUUCGAAAAAAACUGUUUUUUUAGUGCUUUUUGCCUCGUUUAACGAUCGCAGCAAUAAAACGGCCCCGUAAAUUUUUGGCGAAAACGAAUUUUUUUAUUUUUAUUCUUUUUAAUUGAAAGAUUUUUCACUAAUAAAUGUAUAUAAUCGUUUUAAAAACCUGCGUUCGACCGCUUUCUGUGUGAUAAACGCCGCUAAUUUUUAUUAUCUAGUUUCAAGAGCAUUUUUUGUGUAUUAAACAACUUUUUCAAGCACAGAUGCUGUAGAGAAAAAUUUAAGUAAGCACAUGGUCUAAAUUUUUGAAAAAAACAAAAACUCGAUUAUAUUCGCUUAUUAACGAUAUUUCGAAUUAUGACUUUCGGCACUCCCUAAAAAUGUUUGGCAAAGACGAAUUUUUUUAUUUUUAUUGUUUUAAAAUUACCGUUACUUGAAUCAAAAAUCAUUAUAUAAAAGAAAAAGUGCGUUCGACCUGAAAACACAUAAAAAAAGCAAAAAAAUGACAAAAAUUUUUUAGUUCCAUUCACGUUUUUUUGUACGACAUUCCGCGAGAACGCAUCAAAAAGCGUGAAAAAUUUUUUUAAACGAAAGAGGAAGCUUUUUCUGUACAAGUGUGUCAAAUUUUAUUAGCCAGUUCCACAUAUUUUGCAACUACAACAAAAUGAAAGUUGAAAACCAAAAAGCCACUUUUUCUAUCGCGAAAAGGGGCGUGGCUUUGCGGUCCCUAUCUAUAGUUUGAAACUAAAAUUGAAAAGAACGAAAAACGCCAAAAAGACGGUAUUUUGAUCUUAAUCUCUAGGAAUAACUUCUUUUGGGAUUGCACAAGCAUAUUCGAGAAGAAAAAGAAAAAGAAAAGCCUCCUCUCUUCGAGAGGUGUAGGGGUAGCAGCGCACACGCGUUGUAAUACAAUUUUGGGGUCGCGAGUUCGAUGCCCGCAGUGGUCAUUUUUUAGUUUUUGAUGAGAAAAUUACUUUUUUUUUUAACCUUAGGGUUAGAUUACAUUUGAUUUUUGACUAUUCAUAACUUUCAAAAAUCAGAUUCAGCCGUUGAAAAUUAUCAUUUCAAAAGAAUAAUUCAAAAACGACCCAAAGUGAAAAAAAUCUAAUCUUUCAGCACUAAAUUGUUUUUUUCCAUUACUAUUUUGGCGCUAACUUUUUUUGAUUUCCAACUUUUUCAAAAAAAUUAAAUUGUAUUGAAUAGGAAACUGAAGCAGCAACCACUGCCAUUUAGAAACUCAAAAAAACUUUUUCAAACUUUUGCUGCGGUCCCUAGCUAUUGCGACGAUUCUGGGCCGAUUCGGCCAUCAACAUUGGCCCAACGCACAGCUCUGACUUAGCCCUUUUUUCGCCACUUUAAGUAUCCAUAAAAAGCCGAGUUAUCUUUUUCCAAUUUUUCCUUUGUCGCAGGCUGGAAAAGACCUUUCAAACUUUGUUCAAAACCUUUGAAAAGCGUUUUUUUUUCCAGAUCAGACAGGACUUAUUGGAGGUGAUUGUUAAAAAAGUGUUGCCCGUUUUGAAAAUCGUCGUCAAGAUCAGUUAUUCUGGUGAGAAUAUUUUAGAGGAUUUUCCAAUAUCUCAAUUGCUCAGAAGAACGUGCCACAUAUACAAGUUAUGAGGUGAUGGAGGCCCUAGUGGAAGGUUUGGAUUCCCUUUUCUUUCAGAUAUUAUAGAAUUUGAGGGAGUGAAAAAUGGGUUUGGAGAAAAAUAAGUCAUUUUGUAGAGCUCUUUAUAGCUUCUCGGACGGUAUAUUUGAAAACGUGCAGAACUUCCUAGUUUCGGAGAAACAAUUAUUCCCUUCAAGUACCACCUCUACGCGGUGAUGGGGAGGCAACGCCAUUUAUGGCGGCUAACAGUACACCGGUCACGCAAUUCGGCUUGCUUCUGCUAA
Molecule: messenger RNA, 9013 nt
Organism: Caenorhabditis auriculariae
Lineage: Eukaryota; Metazoa; Nematoda; Chromadorea; Rhabditida; Rhabditidae
Source: the annotation of a GenBank genome assembly